CACCCAGACCCAUCCAACCUCAAAAUGCCUCGUCAAAUCAACGACAUUAAGCUUUUCUUGGAGAUUGCCCGCAGAAAGGACGCCUCUUCUGCUCGCAUCAAGAAGAACCAAAACAAGGAGGUCAAGUUCAAGCUUCGUUGCUCCAAGUACUUGUAUACUCUUGUCGUUGCUGAUGCUAAGAAGGCUGAGAAGCUUCGUCAAUCCCUUCCUCCUGGUAUGUUGAAGUGUUUGUAAAUCGUUUUCGCCUAGUCAGUGUUGAUCGACAGAUCUGCGAUGAUCCGCAUUUAAGGUUGUCAUGUGAUGGUAAUUUUGCGACGGGACGCGCGUUUAUAAGUGUGUUGAGCAGAAACGCGUUUCUGCAGCAUUGACGGCAAUAAAACGGGUUUACAGUGUGUAUUUUCUCAUUCUGUUGUGUGCUUGUGCUAACUGUGUAGGACUCGUUGUUUCUGAGGUUGGAAAGAAGCAUUAGGUCGUUCUAAUAAAAGACAAAAAUUCGGUCUACCAAGA
Schizosaccharomyces japonicus yFS275 is the source of this 507-nucleotide messenger RNA. RefSeq names its product 60S ribosomal protein L38. Gene Ontology annotation, biological process: translation. Lineage: Eukaryota; Fungi; Ascomycota; Schizosaccharomycetes; Schizosaccharomycetales; Schizosaccharomycetaceae. Gene Ontology annotation, molecular function: structural constituent of ribosome. The record is from RefSeq and is a predicted model, not a curated record. Gene Ontology annotation, cellular component: ribosome. Bases 25 to 234 code for a protein of 69 amino acids. The transcript has 2 exons.